GCCACUAGUUUGUCAAUCUAUGAGUUAUCAAAAAAAAGUAAAACUACAUAAUGUGUAUGCUCAAAUUUGUUGUAAGUGAUGACUAGCUUUCGAGAAAUGCGAUUCGAUGAUUUGUUCAAAAUUAAUUCCUUGGUUUUCGAUGCUCUCACCGAAGUUUACAGCCUGACCUUCUUUGUGAAGCACCUCUCGCAGUUUCCAGGACUUUCCCAGGUGGCCGAAGCUCCAGGUCCCGAUGGCAGACUCAUGGGCUAUAUAUUCGGCCAGUAUCAGCUGAAGAAAACCCAAGAACCCUAUGGUCAUGUGGCAGCACUGACUGUGUCACCCGAGUAUCGACGUCUUGGACUGGCCACAGCUCUCAUGGAUUAUUUCUUUACGGUCUCAGACCUCAAAGGAGCUUCCUACGUAAACCUCUUUAUGCGGACCAGCAAUCAGGCUGCCUAUCAAUUGUAUACCUCCAUGGGCUACGCUCAUCGGCAAACCAUCGCGGACUAUUAUCCGGAAAGUGCCUACGAAUUGAGAAAGUACGUUCCCCGCCAUAUGGAGGUUCAAUAAGCAGCACAAUCGGGGUGCCUUCAGAAUAAAUUAAAUGUUUUUUUUUAGAUUACAUAGCUAAUUAAAGAA
Molecule: messenger RNA, 621 nt
Organism: Drosophila yakuba
Lineage: Eukaryota; Metazoa; Arthropoda; Insecta; Diptera; Drosophilidae
Product: N-alpha-acetyltransferase 20
Exons: 1
Coding region: 79-552 (157 amino acids)
Biological process (GO): N-terminal peptidyl-methionine acetylation
Cellular component (GO): NatB complex
Molecular function (GO): protein-N-terminal amino-acid acetyltransferase activity
Source: RefSeq, a predicted model, not a curated record